AUGAAUACUAUUUUUCAACGAACAUUAUUGAAUUCUAUUAAACAAGCUCAACAAAUAAAUAGUAGACGAUUUAAAUGGACUGGUCGAGAAUUAUUACGUGAUAUUGAUCCUGAAAUGUUUGGAUUGAUACAAAAAGAAAAACAACGACAAAUACGUGGUUUAGAAAUGAUUGCAUCAGAAAAUUUUACAUCACGUGCUGUUUUAGAAGCACUCGGAUCAUGUUUAACAAAUAAAUAUUCUGAAGGUUACCCUGGUGUAAGAUAUUAUGGUGGUAAUGAAUAUAUUGAUGAAAUUGAAAUUUUAACACAAAAACGAGCACUUCAAGCUUUUAAUUUGAAUCCAAGUGAAUGGGGUGUUAAUGUUCAAUCAUUAUCAGGUGCACCAGCUAAUUUUGCUGUUUAUACUGCACUUCUUGAACCUCAUGGACGUUUAAUGGGUUUAGAUUUACCUGAUGGUGGUCAUUUAAGUCAUGGUUAUGCAACUCCAACAAAAAAGAUCUCAUCAACAAGUGCUUUUUUUGAAACAAUGCCUUAUAAAGUUGAUCCUAAAACAGGUCUUAUUGAUUAUGAAACUCUUUCUAAAACAUCAAAAUUAUUUCGUCCAAAAAUAAUUGUUGCUGGUAUAUCAUGUUAUUCACGUAAUCUUGAAUAUGAUAAAUUUCGUUCUAUAUGCGAUGAUAUUGGCGCAAUACUUGUUGCUGAUAUGGCACAUGUUAGUGGUCUUGUUGCUGCUAAUGUUGUUAAUAAUCCAUUUGAAUAUGCUGAUGUUGUUACAACAACAACUCAUAAAAGUUUACGUGGACCACGUGCAGCAUUAAUUUUUUUUCGACGUGGAAUAAAAAAGAAACAAGCACCAAAAAAAGGAACAAAAGAUGAACAAGUUGAAAAUUUUGAUUAUGAAAAAAAAAUAAAUGAAGCAAUUUUUCCUGGUUUACAAGGUGGACCACAUAAUAAUACAAUUGCAGCUAUUGGAAUUGCAUUAAAAGAAGUUGCUUCAGAUGAAUUUAAAACAUAUGCCAAACAAGUUAUUAAUAAUGCUAGACAACUUGUUAAAACACUUCAAGAAAAAGGCUAUGUAUUUGUUUCAGGUGGUACUGAUACACAUUUAGCUUUACUUGAUUUACGUCCUCUUGGUCUUGAUGGUGCUAAAACUGAAAAAGCUCUUGAAGCUGUUUCAAUUACUGUCAAUAAAAAUACAUGUCCAGGAGAUAAAUCUGCUCUCAAACCUUCUGGUAUUCGAUUAGGUACACCUGCAUUAACUACACGUGGUUUUCGUGAAAAUGAUAUCAUUGAAGUUGCUAAUUAUAUUGAUCAAGCAAUAAAAUUAGCUACUGCAAUAAAUAAACCACAUGAUAAUCAAAAAUCGUCUCAAACAACAUUAAAAGAUUUUAAAGAGAAUAUGAAACGAAAUGAGCAUGUAAAAAGUAUUGAAGAUUUAAAACAUUCCAUUGAAGUAUUUGCUGAAAAAUAUUCAAUGCCCGGUUAUGAUAAAGUUUAG
Molecule: messenger RNA, 1497 nt
Organism: Adineta steineri
Lineage: Eukaryota; Metazoa; Rotifera; Eurotatoria; Adinetida; Adinetidae
Source: the annotation of a GenBank genome assembly